AAAGAUUCUCGUUACCUACCUGGAAACGAGCAAGGAUUAAUAGUCCUAUCCUUGAUCCGCUUGUGAUUCUGCAACUCAUUCAUAUCUGACCUGUGUCCCGUUAUUCCCGAUAUUGCUCUUCUGUCGGCACCGACCACGAUCUUCUUUCUUGAUCGUGAUUCUUAGAGAUUGUGGCGCUCCGGGAGCUUUAGUAAAUAUUGAAGUUUAUUAAUACGCGUCAUUGUUCGAACUUCCCUCGUUAAAUAUGCCUCCAAGAUACGAUGAGGCGCCUGAGCUAAUACCUCAGAAUUUUCCAGAGGUUCAUCACCCACCUGCAGCACCGGAAGUGGCUAGCACAUAUGGACAACAUACGCCGGCAACUGUAAAGCCUGAAGAGUCAGCCAACCUGUCAGCAGGAUAUACAGGUUUUGCGCCAGUUGAGCACCCGCCACCUUCGUCGUAUACGUAUGACUAUCAAACCGGGUAUGGUCCUAUACUACCAUCAGAGCACGGCAGAGCGCCGCAACGAAUAUUAGGAUGCUCAGUACUAGUGUUUAUUCUAUCCAUUAUCAUUGCCCUUUUAUCGACAGCCGUCAUCGGCUUGGCGGCCGGAACUGGAGUCGAAGCAAGCCGAGCGAACGACGCAGAGGCGCGUUUGGCCGCACUUAGUGCUUCGCCGGCGACUGUCACUGUGACAGCACCAGGGCCAACAUCAACUGACUCCAGCGCGAUUGAUAAAGGAUGUUCUACAAAUUCAGCGGGAGUAACGGGAACCACAUACGAAUCUCAAUUUUUUAAUAAUCCCAGUUUCAAGAUAUAUUGCAACAGUGACGCUCCAAAUAACCCGCUCUCCUCUCUCUUCGUGGGUAAUUUUGACGACUGCAUCGACGCUUGCGCUUCUUAUUCUUUCUACAUACCUUCGGACUUCGCCCGUAAUUCCACGUCUAGAAAUGCGACCUGUGCCGCGGUCAGCUUUAUUCCUGUUUGGACUAAUCGCACAUUCGCAUUCGACCAAGACGCGCCGGGCAAUUGCUAUCUUAAACCCGGGCCGCAAAAUCAAACAGCGUUGAAUAACCCCAAUAUAGGGGGCUCUGCUGUUCAUGCGGCGAUUCUGGAUACGCAAUCCUAAUAACGAUAUAUCAACCUAUCGAUUUACAAUUCACUGUUAUGCAUUGGGUUUAGCAUGAGGUAACAAGGCAUACCCUUAACAUGAUACCAUAGCGCAGGAGUUGGGUGUUCACAUGGGAGGUUUUCUGGUCUGGGAAAAUAUAUUUAGCGCACUGCCCUACGUGGCUUUGGGGGUGGAGUUCUACAGUUCUUGAGCCUAGGAGUUAUUGGGGGUUUUGAAUUACAAUAGGUACCUCUUGAGGUUUGAUAGUAAAAAGAUCCAAGACAUAUAACAUUUUUCGCCUGGGAUAUAGAAGAAAAAUCCACCAAAAUCCUGAAAUGUCCCUG
Molecule: messenger RNA, 1434 nt
Organism: Daldinia loculata
Lineage: Eukaryota; Fungi; Ascomycota; Sordariomycetes; Xylariales; Hypoxylaceae
Exons: 3
Coding region: 245-1108 (287 amino acids)
Source: RefSeq, a predicted model, not a curated record